Monomorium pharaonis (pharaoh ant) is the source of this 1994-nucleotide messenger RNA. Its product is annotated as zinc finger CCCH domain-containing protein 15 homolog. Gene Ontology annotation, cellular component: cytosol. The record is from RefSeq and is a predicted model, not a curated record. Gene Ontology annotation, molecular function: metal ion binding; mRNA binding. The transcript is spliced from 7 exons. The coding region runs from base 146 to 1345 and encodes 399 amino acids. Lineage: Eukaryota; Metazoa; Arthropoda; Insecta; Hymenoptera; Formicidae. Gene Ontology annotation, biological process: cytoplasmic translation.
AUCCAAAAUAACGUGAUGAUAAUCGUUGGAUCGCAGCGGCUUUCAAUGCAGUAUAUUCGGAAGAAAAGUGUAGUUAUAUUAUUAAAAUUUCCUAAAGGAUUUUAAGCUUUUCCGGUCACUCGGGUAAGGUGCUCGAGUUAACAAAAUGCCACCAAAGAAGGCACCGGCACCAAGUAAAAAGACGGAGCAAAAGAAAAAGGAAAAAGUUAUCGAGGACAAAACAUUUGGUAUAAAAAACAAGAAGGGUGCCAAGCAGCAAAAGUUUAUUCAGCAAGUUGAAAAGCAGGUAAAAUCGGGUGGCGUAAAUCCCCGCAAGCUCGAAGAUCCUAAUGCCAAGAAGUUGGAGAAGGAGAAGAAGCUUAAGGAACAGAAGGAACUAGCCCUCAUUUUCAAGCCUGUUCAAACGCAGAAGAUAGAUAAAGGUAUAGAUCCCAAAUCUGUUGUAUGCGCGUUUUUUAAGCAGGGACAAUGUACAAAGGGAGAUAAGUGUAAAUUCUCACACGAUUUGAGUGUUGAGCGGAAAGCCGAGAAACGAUCCUUAUAUUGUGAUAUGAGAGAUGACGAUAAGGAGACGGAUACGAUGGACAAGUGGGAUGAAGAUAAACUAAAAGAGGUUGUAGAAAAGAAACAUGGUGGUGGUAAUCGUCCAAAUACUGACAUUAUAUGCAAGCACUUCUUGGAAGCAGUGGAGAAGUCGAAAUAUGGCUGGUUCUGGGAGUGUCCAUCUGGUCAAAAGUGCAUCUACAGGCAUGCUUUACCUCCUGGAUUUGUCCUGAAGAAAGAUAAGAAAAAAGAAGACAAGAAGGAUGAAAUCUCUCUGGAGGAUUUAAUAGAAACGGAAAGGGCCAAUUUAGGACCUAAUCAAACCAAAAUAACGCUAGAGACAUUUUUGGCUUGGAAGAAGAGAAAAUUGAAAGAAAAAAUGGAGCAGGCGAUCAAAGAUGAAGAAAAGAAGAGAAGCGAUUAUAAAGCUGGUCGCCAAGUUGGCAUAUCGGGAAGAGAAAUGUUCUACUUCAAUCCGGAUCUUGCAGCAGGAGACGGUAUUGAUGAAGGAGAUGAAGCAAUAUCUAAUUACUCUCGUGAAGAAGAUGACGAAUCUGAAGAUGUUCAAUAUAGGGAACUCGAUACCGACCGUCUUGCUUUUGAAGCUAGUGAAAUUGAUACCAAGGGUAUCACAAUGGCAACUGCAGAUCGGUUAAAGUCCAACAAUGCCACUGAUAACAAUAAAGAUACAGCGACUGUGGACGAGGGUGCAGUUGCAGUAGCUAUUAACGAAAAUCUUUUCGUGGAAGAAGACCUAGAGGGUUUGGAAGAAGAAUUGGGGGACCUGGACUUGGAGGAGUAAGCCAGAUGUCCCAAAUGUGUCUCCUCACCACGUCUGUCUUGUGUUUUAUUCCUUAAAUACACACAACUCGGAUAAUCAAUUUCAAGUCAUUAUAUAGUGUACAUAUUGAAUUGUAUUUACGUAAAUACGACAUCUGUGUAUUCGAGUAUGUAUACAGAAAACUGCACAAGUAAGUGAUACAAUUCAGAACUCAUCAUCGCCAUCUCUAUCAAUUAAAAUCAAGUCUUUAUAAUAUCCUGUUUAUCUGAUUAUUACCUAUAAAUAUCAGGAUAUUUAGUGUUAUACACAUUAAAUAAUGUACAUUAUUUUUGUAAUAUUGACAUAUGCGUGGCAUUUAUAUCUGACACACAAUGUUAUACAAAGAAACUUUUUUCCUUUUUCUCCAAUUAAAAUUUUCUUGCCAUUAGAAACAUUUAAAAAAUAAAAUGUACAGUCUAGUCAAGAAGUUGUCCACAUAUAAUACAAUAAUAAGAAUAUAGGAAAAUAUCAAAAUCUUGAUAACACACUAUAUUCUAUGAUAAUGCAAAUAUUUUGUUUUUAUUUUUUUUUAAAUAUUUUUAUAAAACGAUAAUUUUUUUUUUAUCUUCAAUAGAAGCUAUAGAGUUAUAUCCUUAUAUUAUUUGAAUAAAUUAAAAUUAAUAUUAUAAAA